CAAUAAGUCCACAGCCACGUGUCUUUCCUACUUGGAUAUUGCAAAUUCAUUAAUAUACACAAACUCUCAUACAACAUAGAUUUAACCAAACUUAGAAUCAGUCAGAACCAAAAUCAAAUCUUGAUCUUCUCUCUUUUGAGGAAAAAAGAAGAAGCUGAGGUCUAAUGGGUAAAGGAGGAAAAAGUAAUGAGGUUGAAGAAAACAUGGCUGCUUGGCUUCUUGGUGUUAACACUCUCAAGAUUCAACCUUUCAAUCUCCCUCCUUUGGGACCACAUGAUGUUAGAGUUAGGAUGAAAGCUGUUGGUAUUUGUGGAAGUGAUGUUCACUACCUCAAGACCUUGAGAUGUGCUGAUUUUGUGGUUAAAGAACCAAUGGUGAUCGGGCACGAAUGUGCUGGGAUCAUAGAGGAAGUUGGUAGUGAAGUCAAGACAUUGGUUCGUGGGGAUCGUGUGGCACUAGAGCCCGGAAUUAGUUGCUGGAGAUGUGAUCUUUGCAAAGAAGGUCGAUAUAAUCUGUGCCCUGAAAUGAAGUUCUUUGCCACUCCUCCUGUUCAUGGCUCUCUCGCGAAUCAGGUAGUCCAUCCUGCAGAUCUAUGUUUCAAGCUCCCGGAUAAUGUAAGUUUGGAGGAAGGAGCAAUGUGUGAGCCACUUAGUGUUGGUGUCCAUGCUUGUCGGCGUGCAAAUGUUGGUCCUGAGACAAACAUAUUAGUGCUGGGAGCUGGACCAAUUGGGCUUGUCACACUGCUCGCAGCUCGUGCUUUUGGUGCCCCAAGAAUUGUUAUUGUCGACGUGGAUGACUAUCGUCUUUCUGUUGCAAAGAAGUUAGGAGCAGAUGACAUUGUCAAGGUCUCAACUAAUAUUCAGGAUGUAGCUGCAGAAAUAGAAAACAUUCAGAAAGCUAUGGGAGCUGGGAUCGACGUGAGUUUUGAUUGUGCUGGCUUUAACAAAACCAUGUCAACCGCUCUUGGUGCAACUCGUCCAGGCGGCAAAGUUUGCUUAGUAGGAAUGGGACAUCAUGAGAUGACUGUUCCUCUUACUCCAGCUGCUGCAAGGGAGGUUGAUGUCAUAGGCAUAUUCCGCUACAAGAAUACAUGGCCUCUGUGUCUCGAGUUCUUAAGAAGUGGAAAAAUCGACGUGAAACCUUUGAUCACACACAGGUUUGGAUUCUCUCAAAAGGAAGUUGAAGAAGCUUUUGAAACUAGUGCUGGUGGUGGUGAUGCUAUUAAAGUCAUGUUUAAUCUGUAAAAAAAAAAAAUUUACCAAAUAUUCCUGAAACUAUAUAUCCAAAAAGAUGUUUUAUGCCAUGUUCUUUGUGUCUGUUUGAGUCUUUGUUACAACUAUGCAUUACUUGAAAAUAUUGAGAAUGGUCAAAUAAAGGCAGUUGGCUAUUUGGCUUGAGGUGUUA
Messenger RNA from Nicotiana attenuata, 1404 nucleotides. RefSeq names its product sorbitol dehydrogenase. The record is from RefSeq and is a predicted model, not a curated record. Bases 165 to 1244 code for a protein of 359 amino acids. Gene Ontology annotation, molecular function: oxidoreductase activity, acting on the CH-OH group of donors, NAD or NADP as acceptor; zinc ion binding. NCBI's taxonomy places the organism in Eukaryota, Viridiplantae, Streptophyta, Magnoliopsida, Solanales, Solanaceae. The transcript is spliced from 6 exons.